UUCAUGGUCUCAUUGACUCUCUGUAAUCCAAUUCAUACUAUUCAUGUCUCUGCAUUUAACAAUCUCCUCUCUCUGUGUGAAUGGAGGAGUAGUUCGGUGGCCUUUAAUACCAGCUGGUUCUGAUUAGCUGACACAGUAGCCAUAGCUCUCUUAUCUCUUGAAAAUGAAACCACCCAUUCCAAGGCCUCGUUAAAAGCUCCGCACUUGCCAAAAUUUCCCAGCCCAGCCUCACUUUUAAUUCACUAGGAUCAUGCACUGGCUCUUUCCACGCGUCUUCUCGCCGCCCAAGAAGCAGCAACAAAGCAAAAAUCGCCUUCAAAUACCAGAGCUGAUCAUCCUUGUUCCUUUACAUGCAAAAACAUCGCCAGAAGAAGAAGACAAGAAAGGGUCCUAAUCAUGGGCUUUGAGCUUCUUUCCCUCUUUCUUGAUGUUUUUUCUUCUUGUUCCAGGUGAAGGAAUGGCCAUGGCGAAGCCUGUUUUAUCAGUUCUUGUAGCUUUCUUGAUUGGACUUUCAUGGCGGUUUGUCCUGUGCUUGGACAUGGACUCAUCGUCAGAUUUCAAACUCCUGUUGGAAGUGAAAGAGUCCUUUGUGGAGGACCCACUGAAUGUGUUGAAAGACUGGACUUCGGAUAACCCAAGUUUCUGUUCGUGGAAAGGUGUUUCCUGCGGCGGCGGCGACCGGGUGGUGGCGCUCAACCUCUCCGGUUCCGCCCUCGGUGGAGCAAUCUCGCCGGCGAUCGGCCGGCUGAGCCACCUGCUCCACCUUGACCUUUCCUCUAAUCAACUAUCCGGCCCCAUCCCACCUACUCUCUCUAAGCUCUCUUCUUUGUUGUCCUUGCUUCUCUUUUCCAACCAACUCUCCGCCCACAUUCCGGACGAGCUCGGCUCUCUUGCCAGCCUCCAAGUCCUCCGCAUUGGUGACAAUGACCUCACCGGGCCAGUUCCGGCGUCCUUCGGCGGCCUCGUCAAUCUGGUCACUCUUGGUUUGGCCUCCUGCAAUCUCAACGGCCCAAUACCGGCCGAGCUCGGCCGGCUCCGCCAACUUGAGAACUUGGUUUUGCAGCAAAACCAACUCUGCGGUGCCAUUCCUUCCGACCUCGGCAACUGUUCAAGCCUUGUUGUGUUCACUGUUUCAGCCAACAAUCUAAACGGCUCCAUACCGGCGGCUCUGGGGCGGCUCAGGAAUCUCCAGCUCCUGAAUCUCGCCAACAACUCUCUCUCCGGCGAGAUUCCAGCCGAGCUUGGUGAACUGAGUCAACUCGUUUAUCUGAAUUUUGUGGGGAAUUUUCUGGAAGGUCCAGUUCGAAAGUCAUUGGCAAAGUUGGGUAAUCUUCAGAAUCUUGAUCUGUCAUCAAACAAGCUGACUGGUGAAAUUCCGGAGGAGUUGGGCAACAUGGGUCAGCUUGUUUACCUUGUUUUAUCAAGCAACAAUCUUUCUGGCGCCAUACCAAGAAAGUUAUGUUCAAACGCAACCAGUUUGCAGCACUUGGUUUUAUCCGAGAAUCAACUUUCCGGGAAAAUUCCGGUAGAAUUGAGAGACUGCAGCUCACUUUUACAGCUCGACUUGUCCAACAACACAUUCAAUGGAUCAAUACCAGUGGAGCUCUAUCAGCUAGUUGAAUUGACUGAUCUUCUUCUCCAUAACAAUACCUUGGCUGGUCCGAUCUCUCCCUUUAUAGGAAACCUCAGCAAUCUGAGAACACUGGCGCUGUACCAUAACAACUUGAGAGGAGAGUUGCCAAGAGAAAUUGGAAUGCUUGGGAAGCUUGAGAUUUUGUAUCUCUAUGAAAACCAAUUAUCAGGAGAGAUCCCAGUGGAGAUUGGGAACUGCUCGAGCUUGCAGAUGAUAGAUUUCUAUGGCAAUCAUUUCGCAGGAGGAAUUCCAAUCACCAUUGGGAGACUAAAGGAACUGAAUUUUCUUCAUCUGAGACAGAAUGAUCUCUCCGGGGAAGUACCGGCGACAUUGGGCAACUGCCAGCGGCUAACUGUAUUGGACUUGGCGGAUAAUCAUCUCUCUGGAGGGAUCCCGGCAACAUUUGGUAACCUCCAGGCUCUGGAACAGCUUAUGCUUUAUAACAAUUCUUUGGAAGGUAAUCUCCCUGUUGAACUUGCCAAAGUUGCUAACCUGACAAGAAUAAAUCUCUCCAACAAUAGAUUGAAUGGCAGCAUAGUUCCACUGUGUAGAUCUCGUUCUUUUCUUUCAUUUGAUGUCACAAAUAAUGCUUUUGAUCAUGGAAUUCCUCCCCAGCUGGGCUAUUCACAUUCCCUCGAGAGGUUAAGGUUAGGAAGCAACAACUUUUCCGGGAAAAUACCAUGGACCCUGGGAGAAAUUCAGGCACUAUCUCUGUUAGAUUUAUCGCACAAUUCACUUGCUGGACCAAUACCUAGUGCGCUUUCUUUGUGCAAGAAACUGACCCACCUUGAUCUGAACAACAAUUUUCUUUCCGGGCCGGUGCCACCGUGGUUGGGAGGUUUGCCUCAGUUGGGUGAGCUGAAGCUCUCCUACAAUCAAUUUGCCGGUCCUCUUCCCCCUGAAUUAUUCAAUUGCACCAAUCUUCUGGUGCUUUCUCUUGAUGGGAAUUCGCUGAAUGGAGCUCUGCCUCCUGAAAUUGGUAAACUUGCAUCCCUCAAUGUGCUCAAUCUCAACCAGAACAAGUUCUCUGGAACCAUUCCUCCAGCAAUAGGCAGGUUAAGCAAGCUUUAUGAACUUCAACUCUCGAGGAACUGUUUUAGCAGUGUAAUACCGGUUGAGCUUGGGCAGCUCCAGAAUCUUCAGAGCAUUCUGGAUCUCAGUUACAACAAUCUUACCGGCCAAAUCCCCCCUCCUCUUGCAACUCUGUCGAAACUGGAAGCACUUGAUCUAUCUCACAAUCAGCUAGAGGGGGAAGUGCCUCCAGCAGUCAGUGAUAUGAGCAGCCUGAGCAACCUCAACCUCUCCUACAACAAUCUCCAUGGAAAACUGGAUAAGAAAUUCUCAGACUGGCCAGCUGAGGCAUUUGCAGGAAACGUAGAGCUCUGUGGAGGCCCUCUUGAUCGCUGCAAAAACACCAAGUAUGGCAUCCAACAGUCCAACCUCAGCGAAUCAUCUGUCAUCGUAAUUUCAGCUGUUUCAACCAUAACUGCAAUUAUUCUAUUGAUAGUUGCAGUUGCACUGUUCUUUAAAAACAAGCGAGAAUCCUAUAGGAAGGCCAAUGAAACGAGCUCUGCUUACUCAUCCAGUUCGUCCCAACCUCAGAAAAGGUUACUCUUUCGAAAUGGUUCUCUCAAGAGAGACAUCAAAUGGGAAGACAUUAUGGAGGCAACGAACAACCUAAGUGAUGACUUCAUAAUUGGGUCGGGUGGAUCUGGAACUGUAUACAAAGCUGAGUUUCUAAACGGAAGAACAGUUGCAGUGAAGAAGAUACCAAGGAAAGACGAUCUGCUACUGGACAAAAGCUUUGCAAGAGAAGUCAAGACGCUAGGGAGGAUAAGGCACCGACAUCUGAUGAAGCUACUGGGAUACUGCAGCAACAGAGGUGGAGCUUCGAAUCUGCUGAUAUAUGAUUACAUGGAGAAUGGCAGUGUGUGGGAUUGGCUCCACCGGCAGCCAGUGGAUGCCAAAAAGAGGAAGACCCUCGACUGGGAAGCAAGACUAAGAAUAGCAAUGGGGCUUGUGCAGGGAGUGGAGUAUCUCCACCAUGAUUGUGUGCCCAAGAUCAUUCACAGGGACAUUAAAUCGAGCAACAUCUUGCUGGACGCCAAUAUGGAGGCCCAUUUGGGGGAUUUUGGAUUAGCAAAAGAACUCACCGACAAUUUUGAUUCCGUAAAUACCGAAUCAAACUCAUUGUUUGCAGGGUCUUAUGGUUAUAUUGCUCCCGAGUAUGCCUAUUCUCUGAAGGCAACAGAGAAGAGUGAUGUCUACAGCAUGGGGAUUGUGUUGAUGGAGAUGGUGAGUGGAAGAAUGCCGACAGAUGGGAGCUUUGGUGUGGACAUGGACAUGGUAAGAUGGGUGGAGACACAUAUCGAAAUGCAGGGACUGGGCCGCGAAGAGCUGAUAGAUCCCGUCUUGAUGCCGAUGUUGCCCAACGAAGAGUCUGCUGCUUUCCAGGUCCUUGAAGCAGCUCUGCAGUGCACGAAAACUGCUCCGGCAGAGAGGCCGACUUCCCGGCAAGUCUGCAAUCUCCUCCUGCAUAUAUUCAAUGAUAGGAUGUCGUACCCAGAGAAGACACCAGAUCCAUUUGUGUAAGUUGAAGAAGAUUGUGCAUGUAAUGUGAACAAGAGAAAGACAGCAGAAGCAAUCCACCUAUUUACUAUGAGCUUUUGGGCGUGCCUUAACAUUCUUGCUACUCCAGCACUUGAACAUAGUAUUAUUACCCCCAUCAAAAUUAGGGGUGGACAUGGUGUGGUAUCAGCAGUUUAGGGACAUUUAAUACGCUAAAUUAUAUGUAUGGUUUCGCAUUAAACCAGAUCAUGCGGUCUGAUUUGGUGUGCAGAAAUCACACCAGACCACAGUGCAAAAUUCAUGCGAUCUAAUUUGGUGCGUAGAAACUGCACCCCAUUUUGUGGUGCAAUCUGGUGCGAUUUCUGUGGUAUGAUGUUUCCUUUACUGUCUUGUAAAAUUUUAAUUAAAAUA
Messenger RNA from Diospyros lotus (date-plum), 4612 nucleotides. Its product is annotated as LRR receptor-like serine/threonine-protein kinase GSO1. Gene Ontology annotation, molecular function: receptor serine/threonine kinase binding; ATP binding; protein kinase activity. The record is from RefSeq and is a predicted model, not a curated record. Lineage: Eukaryota; Viridiplantae; Streptophyta; Magnoliopsida; Ericales; Ebenaceae. The transcript has 2 exons. Gene Ontology annotation, biological process: protein phosphorylation. The coding region runs from base 428 to 4225 and encodes 1265 amino acids.